Ogataea philodendri is the source of this 285-nucleotide messenger RNA. RefSeq lists its product as uncharacterized. NCBI's taxonomy places the organism in Eukaryota, Fungi, Ascomycota, Pichiomycetes, Pichiales, Pichiaceae. The transcript has a single exon. Bases 1 to 285 code for a protein of 94 amino acids. The record is from RefSeq and is a predicted model, not a curated record.
AUGAACGCCGAAUUUGGGUUCUCCGGUGCCAAGAAUUGGGAGAACGGACUUUUUUCCCAAAUUAUCGGAUUCAUGGACAAAGCCUUGUGGUCUGCGGCAUUACUCACCUUCAAACCCUUAAACACCCCGCAAACGGUGGAUGCAGUGCGGAAAGGUUCGGUAGCCCCAUUACCUGUAGUUCCGAACUUUGUAGAGUCCCGUUACCUCGUAGCUCCCGUUAUAAGUGCCGUAGCCGCGGAUCAUAGCAAAAUGAGUAUCAAGAUCCAAACUACACGGAACAGGUGA